Messenger RNA from Anthostomella pinea, 879 nucleotides. Lineage: Eukaryota; Fungi; Ascomycota; Sordariomycetes; Xylariales; Xylariaceae. The record is from the annotation of a GenBank genome assembly.
AUGAAGUUCUCGAACAAUCUACCCUUUGUGGCCUUUUUCAUAAUAAUUCUCCUACUUCUCACGCUUAAAACCUUCUUUGGGCAUUCACAAUAUUACCAAGAUGGACUACAGCCGCCGAUUGACAAGACUAUCCCCCGCAAGAUAUGGUACAAACUCGGCCCUCGAGGUCUCAGCGCAGAUGCAAAGGAAUGGGCCGACAGCUGCACGACAAAGAACCCCGGCUACGCGACCGAGUACAUCAGUGACGAUUACGCCGACGAGUGGGUUGCAAGGAAUUUCUCUCAUCGCCCAGAUGUCGUGGGAAGCUAUCUGAAUACCACCAUUCCCAUUCUGAAGGCCGACUUGCUCCGCUACCUACUCCUCUAUCAGGAUGGCGGUGCCUAUUUUGACCUUGACGUCGAAUGUGGACAUGGCGGGAUCGACGACUGGAUCCCACCACAUCUUCGGCACAACACGAGUCUAGUCGUUGGGUGGGAGAUGGAUGCCGGCCUGACUGGGGACGUUUCCCACCAGCUUGCGAGCUGGACCAUCAUGGCCCGGAAGGGAACACCGUAUAUGAUGGCGGCAAUCGACGACAUCUCACGAGCGAUCCACGACGAGUCCAACGAGCACAGCGUGCCAGUUUCGGACCUGAAGCUAUGGAUGCUUCCCGAUGUCGUCGACUUCACCGGGCCGGCUAGGCUGACACGAAGCGUCUUCAAGGGCCUGGAGCAGACCCUCGGUAGGGAUGUCGACCGCCGCCUUGUCCAGGGUAUCCUGGAGCCGACCCAGAUGGGAGAUGUAUUGUUCAUGCCUGGUUGGGCGUUCGCUGCCGGACAGGGCCAGUAUCCUGAGGAGGACCGUGACAAAAUCGGCCCGCGGUUGGUGAUACAUCAUUAG